Messenger RNA from Iphiclides podalirius (scarce swallowtail), 1137 nucleotides. The record is from the annotation of a GenBank genome assembly. NCBI's taxonomy places the organism in Eukaryota, Metazoa, Arthropoda, Insecta, Lepidoptera, Papilionidae.
AUAUACCAAUCAUUCAUUCUGCCGUGGUGGCGUCAAAUAUUAUGGACGGCGCUGUUUGGUGGCAUGGUGGUGGUCGCCACUGUGGGGAACUUAGUAGUGAUAUGGAUCGUUCUCGCCAACAAACGCAUGAGGAGCGUCACUAACUACUUCUUAGUCAAUCUAUCGGUCGCGGACGCUAUGGUGUCAACUUUGAAUGUCACGUUCAAUUUCACUUAUAUGCUGUACUCCGAUUGGCCAUUCGGUCAUUUCUAUUGCAAAUUCAAUCAGUUCAUUGCGGUAGUCAGCAUAUCCGCUUCUGUAUUCACCUUGAUGGCAAUAAGCAUAGAUCGGUACGUGGCCAUUAUGAGUCCACUCCGCCCGCGACUUGGGAAGCGCGCAACUUUGGGAAUAGCAGCAGCUAUUUGGGCAGGCAGUUCCAUAAUAAGUAGUCCAAACAUUGCGUACUUCACAACUGACGUGGAUAUAUUGCCAGACGGUAGUACGAGACGCGUGUGCUUUCCAGAGUGGCCUGACGGAAUUACAACAAGAUCGCAACUUGAAUAUGUAUACAACGUAGCGUUCAUGGUGUUGACAUACUUUCUUCCAAUCAUAUCGAUGACUUACACUUACGCACGAGUAGGUGUAGAGCUUUGGGGAUCACAGUCAAUUGGAGAAUGUACACAGCGACAACUAGACAAUGUUAAAAGCAAGCGAAGGGUGGUAAAAAUGAUGAUAGUGGUUGUGGUAAUAUUCGCUGUGUGUUGGCUGCCGUUUCACGUUUACUUCGUUGUGACUUCAUACUACCCCGAGGUGGUCAACUACUCUCAUAUUCAAGAGAUAUAUCUUGGCAUUUAUUGGCUGGCCAUGAGCAAUUCCAUGUACAACCCCAUCAUAUACUGCUGGAUGAAUUCUAAGUUCAGGCGGGGCUUUAAACAGUUUUUCUGGUGUUGUGGGGCUUUCGGAAAUGGUGGCCUGAAUAGACACAGGGCUUUUGGACCGGACCAUAUGGACAGAUCACUCCGUUCACUGUCGCCAAGCCGGAAGAAUGGAACAAGUACCAUCCGUAUCUCAAUGCACAGCACGUACAACAAUACGUUGCGUGGACAGGACAUGGAUUUGACGGAAGACCAGCGCCCCGCGCACCCAGCCCACCCCGCA